Recurvomyces mirabilis is the source of this 1746-nucleotide messenger RNA. RefSeq lists its product as uncharacterized. Lineage: Eukaryota; Fungi; Ascomycota; Dothideomycetes; Mycosphaerellales; Teratosphaeriaceae. The transcript has a single exon. Gene Ontology annotation, biological process: prolyl-tRNA aminoacylation. The record is from RefSeq and is a predicted model, not a curated record. Gene Ontology annotation, cellular component: mitochondrion; cytoplasm. Gene Ontology annotation, molecular function: ATP binding; proline-tRNA ligase activity. Bases 1 to 1746 code for a protein of 581 amino acids.
AUGCUUCAUCCGCAUGUCCCAAUAUCAAGCUUAGGAGCUCUACGCUGCUCACCACAGAAUUUUUCCAGCUUUGCGUGUCGAUAUAUCCACUACGAUGGCAGGAACAGACUCAGCAACUUCUGGACGCCUGCACAAUCGAAGAAGGAUGCCAGCCUUCUAAAAGAAGAUGGCCAUGAUCUGCUCAUCCGAGCGGGCUAUAUGCGUCAAGCUCACGCAGGCGUCUUCCACCUCUUACCCCUAGGUCUACGAGUGCAGGAUAAGAUUGAACGCUUGAUCGAUAAGCAUAUGCUCAGUCUGGGUGCUUCGAAAGUAGCGCUAUCUUCAAUGACAUCCGAGGAGUUAUGGCAACGUUCCGGCCGUCUUGACAAGGGACGAGGAAACGAGUUCUUCAAACUUGAGGACAGGAAAGGAGGCAAAUUACUCCUCUCACCAACUCACGAAGAGGAGAUCACGACGAUCGUAGCGAAUGCUGUACAUUCACAUAAGCAGCUUCCUUUGAGGCUCUACCAGGUAUCUCGAAAGUACCGGGAUGAAGCGAGGCCACGCCAAGGUCUUCUCAGAGGCCGAGAGUUCGUGAUGAAGGACUUGUAUACAUUCGAUGCCACUCACGAAGCAGCUCUCAAGACAUACGAAAUCGUACGGUCUGCAUACCGUGCUUUCUUGGACGAGUUGCAUUUGCCAUAUCUGGUCGCCGAUGCGGAUCCUGGGAAUAUGGGUGGCAACCUGAGCCACGAAUACCACUUCGCUUCUGCAUCUGGCGAAGAUACCAUCAUACAAUGUGACAGCUGUGGGUAUUCAAUCAAUGAGGAGCUGUUCAUCGGAAGACCUGAUGCUUCUGGUGUAGAGCUUCAUGGAGCUGAGCAGAUGACACAGUCUUAUAUGAUCAGUAAGGAUCGCAAGACUCUGCUAUGUGUACUCUAUCCGGCAGGAUCGGAGCUGAACAGCCAGGCGAUCAAAGCGGUUGCGCCUAACACGGACUUCAGCGUCGAGAAUUCAAGGCAAGUAUUCGCCGAUGGAAUCAAAGGCGUGACCACAGAACGUAUAUUCUCCGUCCUCUGCGAUCCACGAACCGAGCAUGCUGCCGAAAGGGUCCUAGCAACAGGCGACCUUCAACGUCAAGCUAGCUCCCUCGGCGCCACAUUCGCACUCAAUCUCCUAGAAGCAAAAAUACAUCGGCAGAAAAUCCUCCUCACCAAAGCUCGCACAGGCGAUCGCUGCCAUCACUGCAGUGAAGGCAAACUACAUCUCCACAAAGCCGUGGAGAUAGGCCAUACCUUCCAUCUCGGAACACGCUAUAGCGAACCUCUCGAUCUGCGGAUUACAGAUGCUACUAAUAAGCAAGCGCUAGUUCAUAUGGGCUGUCACGGAAUUGGGGUCUCUCGUCUCAUUGGUGCCGCUGCGGCGCUGUUGUCCGAUGAGAAAGGUCUGAACUGGCCUUUUGCUAUUGCGCCUUUCGGGACACUGCUGGUAAGGGCGGGGAAAACUAGUGCGGAAGAUGUGGAUGCGUUGUAUGACAUGCUGUGUAGUGAAGGCAUGGACGCUGUGAUCGAUGAUCGAGCGGAUCUUCCCUUGGGUUGGAAAUUGAAUGACGCGGAUUUGAUCGGGUAUCCUUUUAUCGUUGUGGUGGGCAAGGCGUGGAGUGAGCGAAAAGCGGCGGAGCUGCAGUGUCGACGGCAUGGUGUUAAGGAACAGGUGGUGGCAUCGGAGCUCCUGGCAAGGCUGGCAACGUUGAGCAGGCAGUUGUGA